Messenger RNA from Acomys russatus (golden spiny mouse), 1513 nucleotides. RefSeq names its product amnion associated transmembrane protein (gene Amn). Lineage: Eukaryota; Metazoa; Chordata; Mammalia; Rodentia; Muridae. Gene Ontology annotation, biological process: receptor-mediated endocytosis; intracellular protein localization. Gene Ontology annotation, cellular component: endocytic vesicle; apical plasma membrane. Bases 20 to 1384 code for a protein of 454 amino acids. The transcript has 12 exons. The record is from RefSeq and is a predicted model, not a curated record.
CAGUGGCAGCGGCGGCGAGAUGAGCACUCUGGGCCAAGUCCUGCUGUGGCUGCAGCUCUGCGCACUGACUCGGGCAACCUACAAACUUUGGGUCCCCGACACCUACUUCGAUACUGCCUCCAACUGGAGCCAGAACCGGACCCCAUGUGCGGGAGAUGCGGUCCAAUUCCCGGCGGACAAGAUGGUAUCGGUCAUGGUCAGAGACAGUCACGCCAUCUCGGACAUGCUCCUGCCGCUGGACGGGGAGAUCGUUCUGGCUUCGGGAGCCUCAUUCAGUGCUGCAGGAGCUGGCUCGGACCCGGCUUGUAACUCUGGUGCCCCGUUGCUCUUCCGCAAUCCCGACCGCUUCUCCUGGUUUGAUCCACACUUGUGGAGUUCCGCGACCCAGGCACGCGGCCUCUUCUCCGUGGACGCCGAGCGCGUACCCUGCAGCUACGACGACGUCCUCUUCCCGCGCGACGCGUCUUUCCGCGUGGCGCUCGGUCCGGGCCCCAACCCGGUGCACGUCCGCAGCCUCUCGGCCGUGGGCCAGACGUUCACGCGGGAUGAGGACCUGACUGCUUUCCUGGCGUCCCGCGAGGGCCGCCUGCGCUUCCAUGGGUCCGGCACGCUGAGAGUGGGCUCCCAGGCCUGCACCGACACGUCGGGCUGCGUUUGCGGCAACGCCGAGACGCUGCCCUGGGUCUGCGCGUCUCUGCUGCAGCCGCUGGGCGGCCACUGCCCUCCGGCCACCUGCCGCGACCCCCUACUGCCUCAAGGACAGUGCUGCGACCUCUGCGGAGCCAUCGUGUCGUUAAUCCACGAACCCACAUUUGACCUGGAGCGGUACCGAACGCGGCUGCUGGACCUCUUCCUGAAGCAGCCCCAGUACCAGGGGCUGCAGGUGGCUGUGUCCAAGGUGCUGCGCGAGGCUCACACCGAGAUCCAGGUGGUGCUCGUGGAGACCGGGCACCAGACCGGCGCAGCGGGGCGCCUGGGCCAAGAGCUCCUUCAGGACGCGGUGGCACAAGGGAGCGUGCUCGGCAUCCAGUCGGCGACACUGCGGCACUCCGGCAAGCCGACGGAGGACUCCGCGCUGGAUCAGGACGGGUUCCGUGCAGGACUGGCGGGCGGCGUGGCGGCCAUGGUGCUGCUGGCACUGCUGGGGGCGGCGCUGCUGCUGCUGUACCGCAGCGGGAGGCUCAGAUGGAGAAGGCAUGGCGAGACUGAGCCCUCAGCGCCUGGGGUGCCGCUGGGUUUCCGAAAUCCGAUUUUCGACGUGAUAGUCUUCAAGCAGCAGCCCGAAGUGAAGCCGCCCGACUCUCCGCAGAAGGUGGAAAUCGACACCAACUUCAGCUACUUCGUUAACCCACUCUUUGCCGGGGAAGCAGAGGCAGAGGCCUGACCUGCGGGGAGAGUACUAGGCCUCCAACCUGUGGACUAGUCGUGUCAUCUGAGACCAUGACUUCUCUCCUGGUGUCAAGGACCAUGCCUACCUUGCCCAAUAAUUGUUGUGGUUUUACUUUGCUUGUUU